Molecule: messenger RNA, 1989 nt
Organism: Laccaria bicolor S238N-H82
Lineage: Eukaryota; Fungi; Basidiomycota; Agaricomycetes; Agaricales; Hydnangiaceae
Exons: 14
Coding region: 1-1989 (662 amino acids)
Source: RefSeq, a predicted model, not a curated record
AUGGUUCGCGAGAUAGAAUCACUCAAUAAACAACUUCAACAAUCCAAGAGUGAAUCUCGUUAUCUGAAAGAAGGUGUCCUCCCGGAUCUGCAUAGAGAGAACAAGCGACUCGUGGAGGAAAACAAGAAGCUGUCCGGCCAACUUAAUGCCCUCAAAGGACGACCUUUUGAGGAUGGGAAGGCCUUGUCGAGGAGCGCGGUGUUGGAACAGGCUCCGAUGAUACCUCACACUAUCCGGUCCAAUUCCGCUUAUUGUGGGAUCCGUCGUAAGCUCGUUAUGGCUAUUGACGUUGGCACAACGUUCAGUUGCGUCUCGUAUAGUAUUCUCGAUCCAGGUGUAGUGCCAGUAAUCCAGAGCGUGACAAGAUAUCCUGGCCACCAGUCGAGUAGUGGCGGGUUGAAAAUUCCUUCCGUUCUUUACUACGACCAAGAGGGGAAGGUACGCGCCGUAGGCGCCGAGGCGCUACUCGAAGAUAUAUACGAGAGAGCAGAGGAUGGGAUGUGGACGAAAUGUGAAUGGUUCAAGCUCCACUUCCGUCCCCAGACACAUCCAAUGGAGCUUCCCCCUCUACCUUGGAACAAUUCAGUAGUCGAGGUUUUCGCGGACUAUUUCAAGUACCUUUUUACUUGCGCUUCCCAAUAUAUUCGAGAUACCCAUGCUAAUGGUCGGGAAUUGUGGUUGUCCGUCAAGGAUGAGAUCGAUUUUGUUCUGCCCCAUCCAAAUGGGUGGGACGUCACCCAACAAACGCAAAUGACAAAGGCUGCAAUUAUGGCUGGAAUUAUUCCUGAUACCCCCUCGGGACGUGCGAGAGUGUCAUUUGUAACUGAAGGAGAGGCGAGUUUGCAUUUUUCGAUGCAGAAUGGGCUUCCUACAGAUGCCUUGCCGGAGGGAGAUGGUGUGGUUAUUGUUGAUGCAGGUGGAGGGACGAUAGACUUCAGCACUUUUUCACGUUCGGCAAAUCAUGAUACUUUUGAAGAAAUCGCAGCGCCACAGUGUCAUUUCCAUGGCUCGGUUUUUGUUACCAUGCAUGCACGAAGUUUUCUGAAUGAACACCUUGCUGAUUCCAACUUCAUCGAUGACCUUGACCACAUUGUUCGCUGUUUUGACAAAUCUACAAAACUCCGGUUCCGGGAUUCAGCUGAGAAGCAGUAUGUCAAAUUCGGCAGCACAAGAGACAGCGAUCCCAGACUCGGCAUUCGGUUUGGACAACUACUUAUUCCAGGCUCAACCGUGUCCAAAUUUUUUGAGCCCUCCAUUGACUGUAUCAUUAACGCGAUUUUGGACGUUCGAAAGUCGGCUAACCGAAACAUAACUCAUGUCGUUCUCGUUGGAGGCUUUAGCGCAAGCGAUUGGCUUUUUGAUCAAGUCCGCAAGUCGCCACGACUAAGCGAUCUCCAUGUAAUAAGGCCUGACAGCCAUGUUAAUAAAGCGGUUUCGGAUGGAGCGAUCUCCUUUUACCUUGACCGGACCGUGCGUACGCGCAUCUCAAAGUUCACAUACGGAAUGUUUUGUCACAUUCCAUACGAUCCAACCAUACCAGAUCACCUGAAACGUGCCUUAGACGCGUUCAUGAGCAUCUCUGGAUCUAAAAGAAUUGGCGAUGCGUUCGAUAUCAUCUUGCCCAGAGAUACUCAAGUAAUGGAGAAUAAGGAAUUCAGACAAUCGUAUUUCCGGGAAUCGCAAACUAGGAAUGACUUCAAGGAUGUUACGAUCUCUGUCUGGCGUUACCAGGGUCCAUCAUCUGAGCCGCCAAUGUGGAGAGACGUGAAUACUGAUAAAUUCGUCAAGAUUUGGACGAUCAAGUUGGACCUCUCUGACAUAAAUCCAUUUCCUCUAUCCAGAAGUCAUGGGGAACAGGAGAGUUGCUAUCGAAUUGAUUACGACCUCGUUUUUCUCUUUGGGUGGACAAAUUUGAAAGUUCAACUCGCUUGGAAAGAAAAUGGAAUCGAGGAAAGGAGUGCCACCACAAUUAUUUACGAGGAUGCUUGA